Molecule: messenger RNA, 496 nt
Organism: Drosophila busckii
Lineage: Eukaryota; Metazoa; Arthropoda; Insecta; Diptera; Drosophilidae
Exons: 1
Coding region: 98-310 (70 amino acids)
Source: RefSeq, a predicted model, not a curated record
UCUGCUUCAGUCUCAUUCUGCGCAGCUCAAAGCAAUUGGAAUACCAAAUUAUAUAGAUUUCUUGAAAAUUACCCUACCCAAAAGCAAGCUCAACAAAAUGGUCUAUGCGGAACGCACCGACAAGUGUCUGGCCAAGAAUGAUGCUAGCCAGAGCAAAUCACCCAAAACUUCCUCUGCCUCAUACACGAAACAGCAGUCGAAUCAUGGUUCGGGCUCCUGGAGCAGUCAAGCCUCCAGUGCCGACAAAUGGAAAUACAACAAUAUGGUCAAGGAUAAUCGCGAUCAGUUCAAUGGCAUGCACUUUGGUUAGGAUGCCAGUGUAAUUGAUAGUUUUGGAUAGGCCUAUGCCUGCAACGUGAUUUUGACUAUUACCGUUAGUUUAACUUGUUGUUAUUUCUGGGUUCCAUGGGGUCUUUAGCUCUAAGCUUGUUAUUAUUGUGAACUAAUCAAAAUUUAAAUACCUGCAAAAAAAUUUUAAUCAAGAUGCGCAAAAGAG